Molecule: messenger RNA, 1889 nt
Organism: Cuscuta europaea
Lineage: Eukaryota; Viridiplantae; Streptophyta; Magnoliopsida; Solanales; Convolvulaceae
Source: the annotation of a GenBank genome assembly
AUACCAAACCAAACUGACCGUUAGCCCUAACCCAAAAUUUCUCUCCUGCAAUCUCUGCUCCAGUUCUCCCACCGCAGUCCUGAAAGUGAUGCUGCUAUUCAGGGUACGGUGAACUGCGGUACGUGGCUAGCAUUGACGUCCACCGGCGGCCAAGCGAGUGUCUCUACUGGUUAAGGCUUUUCAUUUCAAUCAUAUUCGAUCUACAAUCCGCAGGGUUUUAUCUCCUUCAAAUCUUCGGCCAAGUUCAUCUGGCGCAUCCCUUCACUCCGGCCGCAGAUCCCUCGCUGCUCUAUUUGUCCGAUUCCCAUGUCGGAAGUGUUAGAGAGUAGUAAGAAAGUGGCGGAUCGUUACCUGAAGCGCGAAGUUCUUGGGGAAGGUACAUAUGGCGUCGUCUACAAAGCUAUUGACACUAAGACCGGGCAGACAGUUGCCAUAAAGAAAAUUCGGCUUGGGAAGCAGAAGGAAGGUGUUAAUUUCACUGCUUUGAGGGAAAUCAAACUAUUGAAAGAGCUAAAUGAUCCUAAUAUAAUUGAAUUGAUAGAUGCCUUUCCCCAUAAGGGGAACUUGCAUCUUGUGUUUGAGUUCAUGGAGACUGAUAUGGAAGCUGUCAUCCGUGAUAGAAAUAUAUUUCUCUCACCUGCUGAUAUUAAGUCAUACCUUCACAUGACACUGAAAGGACUCGCGUUUUGCCAUAAAAAGUGGGUCUUGCAUAGGGAUAUGAAACCAAACAACUUAUUAAUUGGAUCGAAUGGGCAGCUUAAGCUUGCUGACUUUGGGUUAGCCCGUUUAUUUGGUAGCCCAGAUAGAAGAUUCACUCAUCAGGUCUUCGCCAGAUGGUACAGAGCGCCAGAGUUGUUAUUUGGUGCCAAGCAUUAUGGACCUGGAGUUGACGUAUGGGCUGCUGCUUGCAUUUUCGCAGAACUGCUUCUUCGAAAACCCUUUUUGCAGGGGAACAGUGACAUUGACCAGCUGGGAAAGAUAUUUGCAGCUUUUGGUACCCCAAAGCCAUCUCAGUGGGCUGAUAUGGUUUACCUGCCCGAUUAUGUGGAGUACCAAUAUGUUCCAGGACAGCCUCUGCGUAUGCUCUUUCCUAUGGCAAGUGAUGAUGCUCUAGACCUUUUAUCUAAGAUGUUUACUUAUGAUCCAAAAGCUAGGAUUUCUGCUCAGCAAGCAUUGGAACACCGGUACUUUUCAUCGCUCCCUCCACCAACUGAGCCAGCUUUGCUCCCAAGACCUCCACCGAAGAGGGAUCCAGGCAACCCCAAAGCUUCAGAUCAUAUUCCACAAGAUGGACCAGUUGUAUUUUCUCCACCGCGAAAGUCAAGGAGGGUGAUGCCCACUCGUGAGGGAUUUGAUGGAAAUGCCCCAAAACUGGAUAAUGCAGAUGGCGGCCAUGGAAAUGAAUUCAGACAACCAGCUGGUGAGCAGCAGGCUCCUACGUCCUUGGAUUUCUCUGUCUUUGGGAUGAAGCCGCCUUCUCGACCAACAAUUAACAGUGCUGACAGAUCACAUUUAAAAAGGAAACUAGACCUCGAAUUCCAACCGGAAGAUUGAACUUUUAUAUGCAUCCCUUGUGAAUAUGUUACCGCCUGCUUGGAGAUGCAACAUUUUCCAUGAGUUCAGAGUGCCCGGGUUGCUGCCAUUGUAAAAGUGUGUCGAUUUAACAAAUUCAUUCAUUCUGUUUAAAAUGUCAUGUUCAUACUUGAACUUGCCGUAUCCCGGCGAAAGGUCCAAAACUAAAGUUGCAGGUAUAAUUAUUGAUCUUGAUUUCACAAAGUGAUAGUUGUAUCCAGAGUAAACGAUUAUGCGAUUAUUGAUCGUGUGAAUUCAUUUGUUGCCAAUGUUGUUUCUAUAUGUACUCGGUACUCGUCAAUGGUUAAUAUUAAAUU